This is a messenger RNA of Catharus ustulatus (Swainson's thrush), 4598 nucleotides long. It is a transcript of the gene SGSM2, whose product is annotated as small G protein signaling modulator 2. Bases 61 to 3207 code for a protein of 1048 amino acids. Gene Ontology annotation, molecular function: GTPase activator activity. NCBI's taxonomy places the organism in Eukaryota, Metazoa, Chordata, Aves, Passeriformes, Turdidae. The transcript is spliced from 24 exons. The record is from RefSeq and is a predicted model, not a curated record.
CCGCGGUGAAGAUGGCGGCGGGCCCGGGUCGGGAGCUGUGAGCGCCCCGGGCCCGCCAACAUGAGCUGCUCGGCGGACGCCGUGAAGGACAGGCUGCUGUGGAACGUCAAGAAGGAGGUGAAGCAGAUCAUGGAAGAAGCUGUCACCCGGAAAUUUGUACAUGAAGACAGCAGUCACAUCAUCGCCUUAUGUGGUGUGGUGGAGGCGUGUCUCCUGCACAUGCUGAAGCGCAGGGCUGCCGGAUUCCUGCGCACCGACAAGGUGGCUGCACUCUUCACCAAGGUGGGCAAGACCUGUGCCAUAGCUGGAGACGUGUGCAAGAAGGUGCAGGAGCUGCAGCAGCAGGUGGAGAGCAGGAAAAACCAGCCAAAUGGGCAGGAACCCCUCAAAAGGCAGGGAUCAACCACAAGCAAAGCACCUGUCCUGACACCUCAGGCCAUCAAGCACAUCUGGGUUCGGACAGCCUUGAUUGAGAAGGUGCUGGACAAGAUUGUGCAGUACAUUGUUGAUAACUGCAGUAAAUACUAUGAAAAAGAAGCUUUGCUGGCAGAUCCUGUUUGUGGCCCAAUACUGGCUUCUCUGCUAGUUGGACCGUGUGCUCUGGAGUACACCAAGCUCAAGACAGCUGACCACUACUGGACAGACCCCUCGGCCGACGAGCUGGUGCAGCGGCACCGCAUCCACGGCGCCCACGGCCGCCAGGACUCGCCCUGCAAGCGCCCAGCCCUGGGAAUCAGGAAGCGCCACUCCAGCGGCAGCGCGUCCGAAGAUCGCUUCGCUGCUUCUGCUCGGGAGUACGUGGAGUCCCUGCACCAGAACUCCCGCACCCACCUCCUCUACGGCAAGAACAACGUGCUGGUGCAGCCAAAAGAUGACUUGGAGGCAAUUCCUGGGUAUCUCUCCCUUCAUCAAUCAGCUGACAGUUUGACAUUAAAAUGGACUCCAAACCAGCUGAUGAAUGGAACCCUUGGAGAUUCAGAACUGGAGAAAAGUGUUUACUGGGACUAUGCACUGAUUGUGCCACUGAGCCAGAUCGUCUGCAUCCACUGCCAUCAGCAACCAGAAAGCAGAUGGACACUAGUGCUGGUGAGCCAGGACGGGACGCAGAGGCCUCCGCUGCACUUCCCCCAAGGAGGGCACCUCCUUGCCUUCCUGUCCUGCCUGGAGAACGGGCUCCUGCCCCGGGGCCAGCUGGAGCCCCCGCUCUGGUCCCAGCAAGGAAAGGGCAAGGUGUUUCCAAAGCUUCGAAAACGGAACAGCAACAAAUCAGUGGACCUGGAGGAGAUGCCAGCUGAGGACACAUCCACAGACUAUGUCUUCAGAAUUAUUUAUCCUGGACACAAGCACGAUAACAUAACUAUUAACUACCACCACUUAGCUGCCAGCCGCUCUACCUCUGUUGACGAUGAUGAGGAGGAGGAAGAUAAGCUACACGCAAUGCUAUCAAUGAUCUGCUCUCGGAACCUCACAGCUCCUAAUAGGAUGAAAGACACCAGUGAGAUGAUAGAGAUGCAAGGCUUUGGGGCACACCUGUCGUGGCAGCUGGAGCACUGCAGCCAGGGCUCCUCCUGUAUCUCCUGCUCCAUGGGCAGCUCUCCCUAUGACAUUCCCAGCUGCUGCAACUGCAUCCACGACCGAACUCCACUAAAGAUGUUGUGUGAAAGCAUGAAGAGGCAGAUCAUUUCCAGAGCCUUUUAUGGAUGGCUGGCACACUGCCGGCACCUCUCCACGGUGCGCACGCACCUCUCGGCGCUGGUGAACCACAGCAUCGUGCCCCAGGACAGACCCAGCAGCGCCGCCGCCGGCCUCACCAAGGAGGUCUGGAGCAAGUACCAGAAGGACAAGAAGAACUACAAGGAACUGGAAUUACUAAGAAGAGUUUACUAUGGUGGGGUCCAGCAUGAGAUUCGGAAGGAAGUGUGGCCAUUCUUGUUGGGUCACUACAAAUUUGGCAUGGCCAAGAAGGAGAUGGACCAGGUGGACGCAGACAUUGCUCUGAGGUACCAGAAGGUGAUGGCUGAGUGGAAGGCCUGCGAGGUGGUUGUGAAGCAGCGAGAGAAGGAGUCGCACUCGGCCACGCUGGCCAAGUUCUCCUCGGGCAGCAGCAUCGACAGCCACGUCCAGCGGCUCAUCCACAGAGACUCCACCAUCAGCAAUGAUGUGUUCAUAUCUGUGGAUGAAGCAGACUCCGUGGAGCAGGAGCCCAAGGGGCAGGAGGAGCCCACGCUGACAGCAGCCCCUGCAGCCCCUGCAGCCGUGGAGUUCGACUCGCCCGACUCGGGGCUGCCGUCCUCCCGGAACUACUCGGUCACCUCGGGCAUCCUGUCCAGCAUCGACGACGGCCAGGGCGGCUCCUUCGAGGAGGGGGCUGAGGAGGAAGGCAGCACUGAGGGGGGAAGGACUGAGCUGGGCACACCCUGCGUGCAGAGAGCCAAGGCAGGGGUGCUGCAGGCCCAGGACUCUGUCUCAGAGGAGCAGCUGUGUUCCCAGGAUUAUUUGGUGGAUGUCGCCUCUGUCUGCGCUGCGUCCUACACGAUAGAGUUAUUGGAUACUGUUGCCUUAAAUUUGCACAGAAUUGAUAAAGAUGUCCAGAGAUGUGACAGGAAUUACUGGUAUUUUACUGCUGAGAACCUGGAGAAGCUCCGAAAUGUCAUGUGCAGCUAUGUCUGGGAGCACCUAGAAGUUGGUUAUGUCCAAGGCAUGUGUGACCUCCUGGCUCCUUUGAUGGUUAUUCUUGACAAUGAUCAGCUGGCCUACAGCUGCUUCAGCCACCUGAUGAAGAGGAUGAGCCAGAACUUCCCCAAUGGAGGUGCUAUGGACACACACUUUGCCAACAUGCGGUCCCUCAUCCAGAUUCUGGACUCAGAACUUUUUGAAUUGAUGCACCAGAAUGGAGAUUACACUCAUUUUUACUUCUGCUAUCGCUGGUUCCUACUUGACUUUAAAAGAGAAUUGUUGUACGAGGAUGUAUUUACAGUGUGGGAAGUUAUUUGGGCAGCAAAGCACAUCUCUUCAGAACAUUUUGUCCUUUUCAUUGCCUUAGCACUUGUGGAAGUUUAUCGAGAGAUUAUCCGUGAUAACAACAUGGACUUCACUGAUAUCAUCAAGUUUUUUAACGAAAUGGCUGAGCACCACGAUGCUGCAGAGAUCCUGAGGAUAGCCAGAGACCUUGUCUACAAAGUGCAGACCCUGAUUGAGAACAAGUGACCGUGGCCAGGCUGUCCCGGGGCCUCGCUGGGAGCCACUGGAUGGAGCAUUCCUUGCACUGUAAUUCCAAAUGGUGUUCUAAUUGCAUCUUCCAUGUAAUGUAAUAAAUAGCAAGGAGAUGGUGACAGACUUUUAAAACCUGAACUCUCCCUUCACCAGAUGAGGUUGGUCUUUGAUAGUCCUUGUUACACUCACUUUGUAUUUCUAGACAAAACCUUUUUGCAUUCUCUGUCUCCCUCUCUAGAAGAGAUCUGUCCACAUCUUGGCGAUUUGAAAGGGGGGAUUUGACAAACUGCACCAUUUCUAUUUUGACUUACUGCACCUGUAAAGCCUGGAUGCACCUGGUGUGCUCUGCCAGAAGCUGCAGUGGAGGCCAGGCCAGGCCCCUGUGGCGAGCACUGGAUUGGGUCCUUGGAGGAGCUCGGUCCUGGACUCGCUGUCUUUGCCUUGAACAUGGAAGAGAACAUGUCUGAGCUCAUGUUGCUGAAACAUUUGGGUUUGUAUUUAGCAGUGAUUAAAGCUGAUAAGGUUCCAGGCUGGGAGGAUGGCCUUAACCCAAAUGCCACAGUUGGUGGGAGCAGUGAGGGCCUUGGCUGACUGGCUCACACUGCUCAGCCCUCACAGCCCACACAGCCCUGCCUUGGUUCUGCUUUGCAAACUGCCAGGCCCUGCUCUGGGCUGCUCAGGUGAGCAGGUCCAGCCCCUGAGCUGUGCAGAGCCAUGUGGAUUCACAUCCCCUGGAGCACAGAAGGCAGUGCCCAGCCUGGGCAGGGGCUGGUGGGGCACGGUGCUGGGCUCUGCACGGGCACAGCUCUCACCUGUGCUGUCCCCAGGUGUGUGCUGCCAAGGGAAAGUGAAUCUCUGGGUCAGCCAGAGGGAGGGAGGAGGUUCUUGCUCCUGCAGUCGGCUGCAGAUUCCACAGACAGUUGUGAGCCACGUCCUGGCACACAGGGUCCUGCAGCCCCUGGCCCAGCCUGGACAGGUCCGAGCUCAUCCCAGCCCCGGCACUGCCCGACCUCCACUGCCCCCACGGCUGCUCUGCAGUCCCAGAAGUGCUCCAGGUGUGUCUGUCUGUUCACUUGAAAACUGAAAAAGUAUUUUUUAAAAGAAUAAGAAGAGUGAGAAAAAACCUCCAACUCCCAGACGCCGGGGAGUGAUGGAUGUACAGAUAAUACUGCACUAUUUUCCUUUGGUAUGUUGGGAAUGUUCUGUACAGCUGUUUCACACAAACCCAGUCUGUGAACUUUGCUGUAUUUGUUAGAACAUUCUGUCUGAUUGGAUUUUAUCAAUGUUGUGUAUUAUUUAUUUUUGUUUGGAGCAGACUAUUCUCUUUAUUGCUCAAUUAUUUAUGUUUAAAUGUAACUUAUGAAUAAAUACUUAUUGUCAAGGCA